AUGGGAUCAUCCAACAUUGAUGUAACAAUGUCCACCUCAGACAUCAAAAAUAAAAUAAAAAGCUGGGAUGUUAAAAAUGUCACAGACAGUGACCACAGGGUGCUCAGCUUCGAGCUAGUUAUAGAUGGACCUCGAAUUGAGAAAACGACCUCCCCUCGGUUCAAUGUCCGCACCGCAGACUGGGACUUGUUCCACAGCACUCUCGCGGCGGAAGUUGGUGGCAUCCCCGAAACAGAUAUUAACUGCAUGGCAGAUGGUAUUGAUCGCGCAAUAAAACUGUCUGCAAAUCGAUCGAUGGAAAAAUGCAGGUCCAGAAACCCGUUGGGCAAAAACAUCUGGUGGUCACCCGAGCUCUCGACUCUGAGACGGGACUUGAUCCGAGCCAGGCGACAAGGCCUGAGAGCGUAUGACCGGCCUGCGUACAACGCCAAGCGUAACAACUUUUUAACAGAGAUAAGAAAGCAAAAAAUGGCCGCUUGGAAAGUGUUCGCCAACGACACGAAUGAAAAACAGUGGGGCAAAGCCUUCAAAUGGGCGAAGAACGGUAGUGAACGGGAUAACUCCGUUCCUAGCACUCUAAUUCGCCCAGAUGGCAACAGCACGACAGACUAA
Macrosiphum euphorbiae (potato aphid) is the source of this 612-nucleotide messenger RNA. The record is from the annotation of a GenBank genome assembly. Lineage: Eukaryota; Metazoa; Arthropoda; Insecta; Hemiptera; Aphididae.